AUGCUCAUCGACUACAACUUCAAGCACGGGACCCUGCUGUUGCUGCGCCUUCUGCCUACCGAAUCGAAUCCGAUGAAGGGUUCCGCUUCCGCUAUGACGCCGCUCAGCAUGUCCUUCGGUUCGGCCAUCACCGAGCAGCCCCCGCACCCGGUGCUCGACCGGUCGCGGGACUCCAGCACCCCGUCGCCCUGCUCCCUUGCCGCCCUAUCGGCGAAAGAGCUGUGCAGCAAGGCAGCCAACGAGCUUCUGACCACCGAGCGCACCUACUUGAGCUCCCUCACCACCCUCAUCAAGGUCUACGUGGUUCCCCUCCAGGAGCAGCCGUUCUGGACGAACAGCAAUGCAAAGAAGGAGAACAGCAAGAGCUUGUUCACCAUCCUGGAGUCCAUCCAUGCGUUCCACCGACACCUCCUGGAUCAGCUCGAGGCGCUCAUGGCUACCUACACAUAUGAAACCCAGCUGGGGCACGUCCUGGUCCAGAUGAUGCCUUUCCUGAAACUGUACAGCGAGUACUGUUCGCGCUACGACAAGUGCACGGCUGAGCUCAAGAAGAUCUUCUCCUCCGUCAUCGCCACACGAUGGCUCGAGAAUUGCCUCAACAACGACGCGUGCCACAACCUCAACAUCUACGCCUUCCUCAUCAUGCCGGUUCAGCGCAUCCCUCGAUACAAGAUGCUCAUUGACCUUCUCAUCAAGCACACACCUCCAGACCACGGGGACUACGAGAACCUGCUCCAAGCACAGAAGAAGAUCGUGGAUGUGGCGCAGUGGGUGGACAGCUACAAAUCAAACAACGACAUGAUGGCCGAACUGUCGGGGAAGAUCGUCGGCAUGGGCGUGCCGCUGAUGCAGGCCGGCCGAAAGUUCAUCUUCCAGGGCCAGCUCUCCAAGAAGCCGUCGUCGGGAAAGUCUGGAGCGACGACGGUGCGGUGGUUCUUCCUGUUCAGCGACGUGCUGAUCUACGCCCAGGAAAAGAAAAAGGCCUUCGUGUACAAGGGCUCCAUCAACCUCUUCCCCGCCAAGUUCAACCUAUGCGUUGAGGACCUGCCCUUGACACCCACCUUCUUCUUCUUCACUGCACCCAAGGCUCACAACGACCGACUCAACAACACAACAGAAAAGCUAUCGUUCCAGAUCGUGGGCAAGAGGAAGGUGCUGCUGGUGCUCAUUGCCCGGACGCAGCAGGACAAGGACAACUGGAUGCGAGAACUCAACAACGUACUCAAUACGGAGGACUCCGCCAAGUCUGGAGGUACACCGCUACCACCACUCCCCCGCCACUCGCACCACGGCUGA
Molecule: messenger RNA, 1296 nt
Organism: Acanthamoeba castellanii str. Neff
Lineage: Eukaryota; Discosea; Longamoebia; Acanthamoebidae
Product: RhoGEF domain containing protein
Exons: 11
Coding region: 1-1296 (431 amino acids)
Molecular function (GO): guanyl-nucleotide exchange factor activity
Source: RefSeq, a predicted model, not a curated record